UGGCUUAGUGGAGGGAAGUGAAGCCCAUCCCUCUGGCGGAACCACUCACGCGAUAUCUUAACUUGGAUGAGGAUCUCGACUAACGAAUUCUUCCACCUGACAGUUGUGCUGGUGGCUGCAGCGCAAAGCUGCUCACAAGAACAGAAACCAGUUGUGCUCCUUCAGACUGCUACAGCCAAUGGUCGAGCAGUAGGUAUGCACUCAGUCGGCUCUAUGCUAAGGCCGCAUGCAGCAGCUUCGUCAGUUCUGGCCUUCGCUGAGCGACUCUUCGGUCAGGACCCCCAGCUGCUGCAGACACAGGCAGAGAGGGCGCAACUGCUGAAAUUGGACAACAUGCAGAAUGUGAAGGGUGAGGAUGCCACCUUGGCUGGGGACACCGUUUUACUGCCCGUAAUCGUGGCCACGUCAGCGCUGAUCCUGGCCUGCGGCAUUGUGGUUUGCUUGGUCACCUACCAACCAAAACCAGAAUAUUCCGCCGAAGAGCAGGAAGCUUUGAGCUCGAAUAUGCAAGCUCACAGCCAAUUCCUCCGGGAGAAGCAAGCAUGUGCAUGCUAAACCAAACCCGAAA
This is a messenger RNA of Durusdinium trenchii, 568 nucleotides long. The record is from the annotation of a GenBank genome assembly. Lineage: Eukaryota; Dinophyceae; Suessiales; Symbiodiniaceae.